Molecule: messenger RNA, 805 nt
Organism: Dalotia coriaria
Lineage: Eukaryota; Metazoa; Arthropoda; Insecta; Coleoptera; Staphylinidae
Gene: Pstk
Product: Phosphoseryl tRNA kinase
Exons: 1
Coding region: 1-738 (245 amino acids)
Molecular function (GO): kinase activity; tRNA binding
Source: RefSeq, a predicted model, not a curated record
AUGCAGGCUAGUGUUAUCAUAGUUUUAGUUGGUUUACCAGGAGCUGGAAAGAGUACAUUUUCCAAGUUGUGUAAGACAUAUUUAACAGAAUAUCAUGUUGAAGUGUAUCAUUAUGAUGACUUGUGUGUGACUUUUUCUACAGAUGAACGAAAAUCGAUCUUGAAUCAAGCAGAGAAUUAUAUUUUACACAAUAAAACACCUAAUGUGUUAAUUAUUGAUGAUAAUAAUUAUUAUAAAAGCAUGCGUUUUGCAUAUAUGAAACUCUGUAGAAAAUUACAUCUAGGAUUUAUGAUUGUAUAUUUUAAAAUGUCUUUGGAGGAUGCAUUGGAGCGUAAUGCACGUAGAAAUGUAAAAGAAAGGAUUCCCAAUGACAUUAUCAAAGAGAUGUUUGGUAAAUUAGAAGUACCAACAGGUGAAUAUGUUGUUAACAUUAAUAUUUCGCAUGAUUUUUGUGAUUUUGAUUUGGAUUUCAUUCGAAACAAAAUUCUAAAUGCAUCUAAAACUCCUCUGUGUCAAGUUGAAGCAGUUAUUUCACUUCCAAUGCCGGCAUCUUUGCUGCAAAAAGUUGAUUUAACUCUGAGGAAAAUUGUACAUAGAAAAAUCUUAGAAGACAAAACGCGGGCCAGGGAGUUAAAUAUUUUAAAGAAAGAUGUGUACAAGAAAAUUACAAGUGGAGAACUUGUUGUUUCGGCGGAAUUUGAUGAGAUGGAAAGUGAACUAGCGCAAUAUUUUGUUUAAAAUUAUAAGAAAUCAUUGUUUUAUUGUAGAUUGUGUACAAUAAAAGAUUAAAUAUGUUUUAAGUGGA